This is a messenger RNA of Mycotypha africana, 1659 nucleotides long. RefSeq lists its product as uncharacterized. Lineage: Eukaryota; Fungi; Mucoromycota; Mucoromycetes; Mucorales; Mycotyphaceae. The transcript is spliced from 6 exons. The record is from RefSeq and is a predicted model, not a curated record. The coding region runs from base 1 to 1659 and encodes 552 amino acids.
AUGCCAAAAAGCACAAAGUCUCGAAAACCUACCGUCGCUGCAAAGUACAAGAACUAUACGGUUCCCACAACAACAAGAAACGUCGGGAAAGGUAUAUUGAAUGCAUCCGCAACUGAUUGGACUUCACCGUCAAAACUAGUUAGUGCCAUGGACGUCAACAUCAUCAAAACUAAGAGCUCCGAAGAUAUAUUUACUUCGCUACUCGAUGCAUUUGUAGCUUUGAGCAAAACGUCUCCAAAUGCUUCAAUAAAAAACCUUGCUUCUAAUUGUUAUAAGUACGCAUCUCAAACCAAGUUCAAGCAAGAAUUUAUUGAAAUCGUUGAGUCCCGGAAAUUGAAAAUAAGAGAUUUUGCUGUCGAAAAGCGAAUUCAUGAACUUGCUAACCAAGGAAUGAACGGCAUACUCGAUAUUGCUUCAAAAUCUAUGGACCAAGUUGUUUCUAGGGCUUUAAACUUAGUAAAUGAUAAUGAGGCAAUCAAAGAAAGUAUUAUUACGAAUAAGAACGAAGAAGAAGAGGAGGAGGAGGAGUAUAGAAGUGCAGACGAAGAGCUUGUUUGGAAUGAAAUUCUUUCCUCUUCUAAGAAAACAGCUGUCAAUCCUCCUGGAGAGUCACAAUACACUGCCGAGAAACCAAAGUUGACCAUAAAAAUGAUCGAGGAGUUGGAGUUAUCCUGCCAUAUGGCUUUAUCAUGUAUACCAUUGUCUAAAAUUCCUGGUGAUAUGCUCACUUUAUUUUACCAAUAUCAGAAUGAUAAUUUUAUUCUGAAAUCUCUAAAGAGUCAAGACGAUGUAUUUAAUCGAAUUAGGCAGUUGAUUGACAUAGAAGACACAAUUGACAAUAGAACCGAUUAUGGAUUUUUUGUUUGGCAAAGUGAGAGAGAGGCGCGAAUGAAGCAGGAGAAAAAUGUGGAGCUACUCAAAGUGUUUUGUUUCUGUCUGACCGACUUUUGGAGUUGCUGCUGGCAAGAAACCUUUCGAAAAGAUCACGAGUGCGAAGACCAUGUUAAAUCGUAUAAUGCUAACCAGAUAGAGAAAAAUUUUUGGCUCAACAGUACCAGUAGUUGCUUUUCAGAUGGAGUAGGCAGAAACAACAAUGGCCAAAAAAUUCUAUUGAUGGAGUCAUCUUCUGCCUAUGGGGUUGAAGAUUUUGAGCAUAGUUUACAAGACACGUACAAGUUAAUUAAACUAUCCACAGCAGGUCUUCAAGAAAUGAUAAAAAGAAAGCAAGACUGCAAAGCGUCCUCUGCUUCAAAAUUGGCCGUCUUUGGUAUACAAUGCAUUAAAGAUAAGCUGACCUUGCUGAAAACAACCUUCGAUGCUAAAUUGGAAAAUUAUAAGAUCAUGGAGUUGAGAUCUUGUACAAUACCAACAGCAUGGGAGAAAAGAUAUGCUAUGUUGAAGGUUUUUGAACUUCUUGCCUGUCUUAACUAUGAGCUCAGAAAACAACUAGAAUUAGAGCGCGAACUGUUAAGACAAGAGAACCAGUUGGAACCAGUCAAUGCAGAUGAGUCUGGGAUGCAGAUAUUUAAUGAAUGCCGUAACUUAACAAAUAAGGUGUAUUCAAAGUAUAAAGGAAUGCCCGAAGAAAUGAAUUGCACGAUUCUUGAAAUUAUACUCAUGAAGAACAUUUAUGUGUUCCAAAUACAGCGGGAAUCAUGA